Raphanus sativus (radish) is the source of this 1017-nucleotide messenger RNA. Its product is annotated as probable long-chain-alcohol O-fatty-acyltransferase 4. The transcript has a single exon. Bases 1 to 1017 code for a protein of 338 amino acids. Gene Ontology annotation, biological process: lipid metabolic process. The record is from RefSeq and is a predicted model, not a curated record. Lineage: Eukaryota; Viridiplantae; Streptophyta; Magnoliopsida; Brassicales; Brassicaceae.
AUGGAAGAACAACUCAAGACAUUGAUCAAAGUAUGGGUUUUUGCAAUAAUGUGUAUGUCUUACUGUUACUACUUACCAUCAAAAAUCAAAGCUGGUCUUCCUAGAUUACUCUUUGUUCUUCCCAUUUGUGCUCUCUUCGUUGUUCUUCCUCUUUUUCUCUCCUCUAUCCAUUUAUCUGGCUCCACUGCCCUUUUCUUUUCAGGGGUUGGCAAUUUAAAGCUAAUCCUCUUCUGCUUCGACCAAGGUCCUCUUUACCCACUUCCCUCAAAUCUCUUCAGAUUCGUAUGUUACACUUGCUUCCCAGUCAAGCUUGAGCAAAGCCCUAAAUCUCAAACUCGGUUACCAAAAUGGUUAUUCGCUGUUAAAGUAGCACUCUUUGGUGUGGUGUUACACUCGUAUAAUUACAAACAAACUCUCUCUCCCUUUCUAACGUUGUGGCUCCAUCCUUUGCAUAUAUACUUGGAGCUUGAGGUUCUCUUAACGCUUCUCAAAGUUUUUGUCACCAUCACUCUUGGGUGCGAGGUAGAGCCACAGUUCAACGAACCAUACUUAGCCACAUCUCUUCAAGAUUUUUGGGGGCGCCGAUGGAACCUCAUGGUCUCUUCCGUUCUCCGGUUAGGAGUUUACUAUCCUGUGCGGCGAGUCUGCGAAUACUUAACGAGCUCUGACUAUGCUAAGUUGAUAGGUGUUUUCGCAACGUUCUUAGUUUCCGGUGUAGCUCACGAGGUGAUUUUCUUCUAUUUAACACGUGAGAUGCCUACAUGGGAAAUCACUUUGUUCUUUGUGUUACACGGAGUUUGUGCGGCGACUGAAAUGGCGGUGAAGAGGACGGAGUUUGCGUGGCGGUACGCGGUGAGUCCGAUGGUGUCACGGUUACUCACGGUAGGGUUUGUAGUUGUGACAAGUGGUUGGUUGUUUUUUCCUCAGUUGAUAAGAAGUGGCGUGAUGGAGAGACGGGCUAAUGAAAUGUUGUUGGUCAUUGAUUUCGUGAAAACGCAAGUUUUUCAUUUUCUUUGA